AUGACGGAGAACAUCGAGCUAUGGGAUGCGAGCUCAUCCCAUAAGGAAACUUUCAAUAAGGACAAGUUGAAAAAGUUUUUACAGACAUUAACUUUCAGUUUGAAUGCAGAAUAUAUCGAAUUGGAUACGUUGGUGGAAAAGAUUCUUGUGGGGAUACCAAAUGAACCUACGGAGCGCUCCAAAUUUGUGUCAUAUGUGGCGGAAACCGUAGCCGGUUCAACCAGCGCACAUCCAGAUUAUUCCAUCUUGGCUGCGAGAGUAGAAAUUAGAGAGUUACACAGAAUCAUAGGUGAUGCAACUUUUACCGAGAAUUUAGCCAAACUAAGGAAAAUUAGUCGUGAAGUGACAGAAGACGCUACGAAAAGACGGAAAAUAACUAGAGACUUAUCCAAAAAUUUGAUAUCGGACGAAUUUUAUCAGUAUGCUCUUAAAUUCAAGGAUAAAAUUGACCAGGCAAUAGACAAGUCAAGAGAUUACAACUUCACUUAUUUUGGAUGGAAGACUCUUUGCAAAUCAUAUUUGAUGAAGAGAAACAAUGAACAAACUCAUGAGACUCCACAGUUUAUGUUUAUGAGAGUUGCUUUAGCUAUUCAUGGGCCCUUCGAUGAUAUUGAUUCGGUAUUAGAGACGUUUGAGUUAAUGUCACAAAAAUAUUUCAUUCAUGCUUCGCCAACAUUGUGUAACAGCGGUACUGUUAAUCAAUACUUGUCAUCAUGUUUCCUUGUUGGGAUGGAAGACGAUUCCAUAGACGGAAUUUACAAAACGUUACAUAAGACCGCUUUGAUCUCGAAGGCAUCUGGUGGUGUCGGGAUACACGUUUCAAAUAUCCGUGCAAAUGGAGCAUAUAUCUCAGGUUCCAACGGAACAUCCAAUGGCCUUGUGCCAAUGUUAAGGGUUUUCAAUAACACUGCCAGGUAUGUUGAUCAAGGUGGAAAUAAAAGACCAGGAGCAUUCUGUAUAUAUUUGGAGCCCUGGCAUGCAGACAUAAUUGACUUCUUGCAACUGAGAAAGAAUCAUGGCAAAGAGGAAAUGAGGGCAAGAGAUUUGUUUUAUGCCCUCUGGAUACCUGAUCUCUUUAUGAAGCGGGUUGAGAAUAAUGAAGACUGGUCAAUUUUUUCCCCAGAUGAAGCACCUGGGCUAACUGAUUGUUAUGGUGAUGAAUUUGAUAAGCUUUAUGAAAGAUACGAGAAAGAACUAAUUCCUAGGAAAAAAAUGAAAGCGCAACAAAUUUGGUCAGAGAUACUUCAAAGUCAAACGGAGACUGGAGUGCCGUUCAUGCUCUAUAAAGAUGCAUGUAAUAAAAAAUCUAAUCAGAAAAAUCUCGGCGUUAUCAAAUCAUCUAAUCUUUGCUGCGAAAUUGUCGAGUACAGCUCUCCAGAAGAGGUUGCUGUCUGUAAUCUAGCAUCUGUUGCCUUACCUACUUAUGUCAAUUUGAGUUCCGAUGGACCGCCUGUAUUUGACUUCGUGAAACUACAUCAUGUUGUUAAGGUUCUCGUUAAAAAUUUAGAUAGGACUAUCGAUGUGGGAAAAUAUCCUGUUCCUGAGGCUAGAAAUGGAAAUAUAAGAAACAGGCCUUUGGCUAUUGGGGUUCAAGGGUUGGCAGACACAUUCAUGCUCUGCCGUACUCCAUUUGAAUCGGUUGAUGCCGCGACUUUAAACAAACAGAUUUUUGAAACCAUAUAUCACGCUGCUAUCGAGGCUUCCACAGAACUAGCUGAACUAUUUGGUCAUUAUGAGAGUUUUCCUGGGUCUCCUGCCUCAGAAGGCCAGCUUCAAUUUGAUUUAUGGUCAUUGAACAAAGAUAACUACAAGUUUUUAUUUGAUGAUUGGGAUUCUUUGAAGUCAAGGAUUACCAAGGGUAAAGGACUGCGUAAUUCUCUAUUGGUUGGCCCAAUGCCAACGGCAUCUACUUCCCAGAUUUUAGGAUUCACUGAAUCUUUUGAACCUAUGACAUCAAAUAUAUACUCCAGAAGAGUCUUGUCGGGUGAAUUUACAAUUAUCAACCAAUACAUGGUGGAUGACUUUUGCCAGUUGGGAAUUUGGAAUGAAAAGUUGAAAAAUCGUAUUCUUAGAGACAAUGGAUCAAUACAAACGAUAGAAGGGAUUCCAGAAGAGGUGAAGAAUUUAUACAAAACCGUGUGGGAAACCUCUCAAAGGAAAAUGAUUGAUUUAUCCAGUGAUAGAGCACCCUUUAUUGAUCAGUCGCAGUCUCUCAACCUUUACCUUCGUGAACCUACCAUGGGUAAGCUUACUGCUAUGCAUUUCUAUACCUGGAAGAAGGGCUUAAAGACUGGUAUGUACUACCUCAGAACCCAAGCAGCUUCAAGGGCAAUUCAAUUUACUCUAAAUGAUGAGAACACGCUCUUAGAUAAAGUCACCACUAAAGUCAAAGAUUCUCGCCCUCUUCAUCCAAAGAAAUUCCUUGGACAAUACCCUAAACAUGCAAAUGACGAUAAUCACAAAGCAGAUAAGAUUUUGCCAAUUGAAGAUACUUAUGGAAUUCAUGACUCUACCCCAUUGGUUUGUAACAUUAUUGAAGGGAGUACUUGUGAAAGUUGUUCCGGUUAG
This is a messenger RNA of Kluyveromyces lactis, 2568 nucleotides long. RefSeq lists its product as uncharacterized. Gene Ontology annotation, molecular function: ATP binding; ribonucleoside-diphosphate reductase activity, thioredoxin disulfide as acceptor. The coding region runs from base 1 to 2568 and encodes 855 amino acids. Gene Ontology annotation, biological process: DNA replication; deoxyribonucleotide biosynthetic process. NCBI's taxonomy places the organism in Eukaryota, Fungi, Ascomycota, Saccharomycetes, Saccharomycetales, Saccharomycetaceae. Gene Ontology annotation, cellular component: ribonucleoside-diphosphate reductase complex. The record is from RefSeq and is a predicted model, not a curated record. The transcript has a single exon.